GCUGGACUUCAUUGACACGCAGCUUAAGCCAGUUUUUUGGGAAGCAGCACAUAUACUGGUAUCUUGCAGUGUAGGUACACUGAUAUGCACGGAGCCGGAAAACACAAAGAUGGAGGUCUGCGGCUUUUUACAUCUGGCCACCUCAAGGAAAUGCAGUUCUUCGAGGACCAUUCGAGCCCAAAUACACUAGUCAGAGCAGAAGUCUAUGCAAGCAUGCAGACAUCAGCAGUGUACACAGUGAGGCUUGCCAUUGACAAAGCAUCAGGAAAUAUUUGCUCUGGAUCCUGCAAGUGCAAGGCAGGCACUAUCGGUGUCUGUAAGCACGUGUGCUGUUGCUUGUACGCUUUAGCACAUAUAACGACACAUGAACUAAAGUCAGUUCCCGAAGCAAAAUCCUGCACCGAAGGCUCAAGGGAAUGGUAUACACCACGAAACCCCAAAGUUGUGUCACAAAGCAUAGGUGCCUUGGACUUUGUGAAGGACACGACUGAAAGACUGAGCUCUGUGCCUGAACACUACGCAAAAAAAAGAAGGUAUUCGUGCCUGCAGGAAGACAGGAGGGUGAUAUCUUCAGAGCAACUAAAUAGCAUUCAAGGAAGUUGCAGGCAGGUCGGACUAGACUGCCUGGCUGAUGUAAUUCAAAGCCAUGCAUGCAGGCCGGCAACACUAGCUACAAGCUUAGAGCAAAAUAGUCGUCUCCCUCGAACGUGGCUUGAACUUUUCCGAGAAACUGGGAUGCUCUCGACCUACAGUCUUGAAGAAGCUGCGGAGAUUGAACUCGUCACUCGUGGUCAGAGCAAGUGUGACUUGUGGUCAAAAUACAGGACUGGGAUGGUAACAGCAUCCAUAACACAUAGGGUAUUCACGUGGGUAAAGACUAUAGACAGCAAGCCCCGGCCACAUAACGUGGGACCUCUGCUUCGUGGUAUUCUUUCAAAGCAGAGCAUCCAGACAUCCGCCAUGAAAAGGGGAAUUGAUAUGGAGCCCAUUGCAAAAGGACGCUACAUUGAAGAACAUGGAAAUAAACACAGAAAUUUACAUAUCGUGGAACAUGGAUUCUGUGUGCUACCCGGUUGUCCAUUCAUUGGUGCCAGCCCAGAUGGGGUCACAGAGUGCGACUGCUGUGAGAGAGAGGUCUUGGAAGUCAAGUGCCCACUAAGCAUCAAGAAGUUUAUAGAUCAGCACCUAAGGGAGCAGACGCUGAAGAAAACAAGCCAGUGUUACACCCAAAUGCAGCUACAAAUGGGGGCAACGCACACAAACUCUGGAGUGUUAUUGAUAUAUCACCCUGAUGAACGCCCAGUGGAGGUUAGUGUAGAAUUUGACAAGGGCUACUACCUCAGUGUCGUUAAGUUGCUAAGGCACUUUUACACGGAGUUUGUUGCACCUUGCCUUUGUUCACCAUGA
Messenger RNA from Ornithodoros turicata, 1407 nucleotides. RefSeq lists its product as uncharacterized. The transcript has 2 exons. The record is from RefSeq and is a predicted model, not a curated record. The coding region runs from base 85 to 1407 and encodes 440 amino acids. NCBI's taxonomy places the organism in Eukaryota, Metazoa, Arthropoda, Arachnida, Ixodida, Argasidae. Gene Ontology annotation, molecular function: zinc ion binding.